Molecule: messenger RNA, 4433 nt
Organism: Phyllostomus discolor (pale spear-nosed bat)
Lineage: Eukaryota; Metazoa; Chordata; Mammalia; Chiroptera; Phyllostomidae
Gene: RAB3GAP2
Product: RAB3 GTPase activating non-catalytic protein subunit 2
Exons: 35
Coding region: 134-4327 (1397 amino acids)
Biological process (GO): regulation of GTPase activity
Molecular function (GO): protein binding
Source: RefSeq, a predicted model, not a curated record
GACAGCUUCCGGUCCGUUUCCCCGCCCCUCCGUGGCUGAAGCUGUCGGGGGCCGGGCUGUGGCGGCCGAGGGGUGGCGGGGGGGCAGGGCGUGGUCAGGUGAGGUGAGUGCACCAGCAGGGCUCCCCGGAGCCAUGGCCUGCUCCAUUGUCCAGUUCUGCUCCUUCCAGGACCUCCAGGCCGCCCGCGACUUCCUCUUCCCUCACCUGCGGGAGGAGACCCCCAUCGGCGCCCUGCGGAGGGACCCCAGUAAAUCGGCGAACUGGGAGGACGAUGGCUGGGGAGCAUGGGAGGAGACCGAGCCCCAGGAACCGGAAGAAGAAGGAAAUACUUGCAAGACACAGAAAACUUCCUGGCUUCAAGACUGUGUUUUAUCCUUAUCUCCAACCAAUGAUCUCAUGGUUAUCGCCCGGGAGCAAAAAGCUGUAUUUCUAGUGCCAAAAUGGAAAUAUGGUGAUAAAGGGAAGGAAGAAAUGCAGUUUGCUGUUGGUUGGAGUGGCUCUUUACACGUUGAAGAAGGGGAGUGUGUGACCAGUGCGCUGUGCAUCCCCCUGGCCAGCCAGAAGAGGAGUUCCACCGGGCGCCCCGACUGGACCUGCACCGUGCUGGGCUUCACCUCCGGCUCCGUGCGCUUCUACACGGAGAACGGCGUGCUCCUGCUCGCGCAGCUGCUGAACGAGGACCCGGUGCUGCAGCUGAAGUGCAGGACCUACGAAAUCCCGCGGCACCCCGGCGUGACCGAGCAGAAUGAAGAGCUGAGCAUCUUAUAUCCAGCUGCCAUUGUGACCAUCGACGGGUUUAGCCUCUUUCAGUCUCUCCGUGCUUGUCGAAACCAAGUAGCAAAAGCUGCCGCGUCAGGCAAUGAGAACAUACAGCCACCACCAUUAGCUUAUAAGAAGUGGGGUCUACAAGAUAUUGACACUAUUGUUGAUCACGCUAGUAUUGGCAUUAUGACGCUGUCCCCUUUCGACCAGAUGAAGACGGCCUCCAACAUAGGCGGGUUCAACGCGGCCAUUAAAAACAGCCCGCCCGCCAUGUCUCAGUACAUCACCGUGGGCUCCAACCCGUUCACCGGCUUCUUCUACGCUUUGGAGGGGAGCACGCAGCCGCUGCUGUCCCACGUGGCCCUGGCCGUCGCCAGCAAGCUCACUUCCGCCUUGUUUAACGCCGCCAGUGGUUGGCUUGGCUGGAAGAGCAGGCACGAGGAAGAGGCUGCCCCAAAGCAGAAGCCGAAGGUCGAACCAGCCACCCCGUUGGCUGUCAGGUUUGGGCUCCCAGACUCGAGACGCCACGGCGAGAGCAUAUGUGUGUCCCCGUGCAACACGCUGGCGGCGGUGACGGACGACUUCGGCAGAGUCGUUUUGUUGGACGUGGCCCAGGGCAUCGCCACGCGCAUGUGGAAAGGGUAUCGGGACGCCCAGAUUGGCUGGAUCCAGAUUGUAGAGGACCUCCACGAAAGAGUCCCCGAAAAGGUGGAUUCGUCCCCCUUUGGAAAUGCCCAGGGUCCCAGCCGAGUAGCUCAGUUCCUGGUGAUCUACGCCCCGAGGCGGGGCAUUUUGGAGGUGUGGAGCACGCAGCAGGGGCCCCGAGUGGGGGCCUUCAACGUGGGGAAGCACUGCCGGCUUCUGUAUCCCGGCUACAAGAUCAUGGGCUUAAAUAACGUCACCAGUCAGAGCUGGCAGCCGCAGACGUACCAGAUCUGCCUCGUCGACCCCGUGUCCGCGAGUGUGAAGACAGUGACCGUCCCCUUCCACCUGGCGCUGAGCGACAAGAAGAGCGAGCGCGCCAAGGACAUGCACCUAGUGAAGAAGCUGGCGGAGCUGCUGAAGACCAAGUCUCCCAGCCUUGAUGUGGUGGAAAGAGAAAUAAAGGAAGUAAUUCUUGAUAUUAAGUACCCCGCGACCAAAAAGCAGGCUCUGGAAAGCAUUCUGGCGAGUGAGCGCUUACCGUUCUCCUGCCUGAGAGACGUCACCCAGACUCUGGUGGACACUUUGAAAAAUCAAGAACUGGAGUCUGUUGACGAGGGGCUGCUCCAGUUCUGUGCCAGCAAACUGAAACUGCUCCAUCUGUACGAGUCUGUCCGCCAGUUAAACUCCCUGGGUUUUCACUCGGACGCACCCUCCUCUGACCACGACUUGGCCGUCCUACUGAGGCUUGACGAGAACGAGCUCCUCAAGCUGCAGGCGUUGUUAGAGAAGUACAAGCGAGAGACCGCCAGGACUGCGGUGCGGUUUUCCGACGAGGACGACGGCGCGUGGCCCGUGAAGACAUUCCUGGAACACUUGGAGUGUGAGAAGGACGCGGUCAGCGUGAAGAAGAUGAGCGAGGAGGAGUACGUGGCCUUAGGCAGUUUCUUCUUUUGGAAGUGUCUGCAAGGCGAAAGCCCCCCGGAGGACGUGUGUCGCACCUUGGAGUCGGCCGGACUGAGCCCCCAGCUGCUGUUGUCACUGCUCCUGAGUGUCUGGCUUUCCAAGGAAAAGGACGUUCUGGAGCAGCCGCAGUGUGUCUGCUACCUUCACGCGAUGCUGUCUCUCCUGAGCAGGAUGAAAGUGGCCAUGGACGACUCGUGGGACUCCCAGUCGGUGUCCCCGUGGUGGCAGCAGAUGCGCACGGCGUGUGUCCAGUCGGAGAACAACGGGGCGGCGCUGCUGUCCGCGCACGUGGGGCACUCCGUCGCCGCGCAGCUGUCCAACGGCAGCGCCGAGAGGAAGCUUUCCCAGGCGGCGGCGGGCGCGGACGCCGAGGCGCUCACGGACUCCUGGGAGGCCCUCUCCCUGGACACCGAGUACUGGAAGCUGCUGCUCAAGCAGCUGGAGGACUGCCUCGUGCUGCAGACGCUGCUGCACGGCAGGGCCGGCCCGCGUGCCUGCCGGGCGCCGGCGCUGCCCGCCGAGCUGCUGCCCAGGCUCUCCGUCAGGAAGCUCCUCGAGGGAGGCAGAGGCGGCAUUGCAGACAGCGUGGCCAAGUGGGUGUUUAAACAGGACUUGAGCCCCGAAGUGUUAAAACGGGCUAACAGAGAGAGAGAUGCAGAAAACCUGGACGAACCCACAGAAGAUACUCACAGGGGUUCACUGGAGGUGUCAGCAGUGGACAUGGACUUGGGAGCCAUCCCAGACCUGCUGCGGGCCGCCUACGAGCAGUUCCCGUGCAGCCUGGAGCCGGACACGCUGCACGCGCACUGCUGCUGGGAGUGCGUGGUCCAGUGGAACAAGGACCCGGAGGAAGCACGUUUCUUCGUGAGGUCUAUAGAGCACCUGCAGCGCAUUGGCAACGCGCAUGUUCAGCACGGCGUCGCGCUGAUGAUGUGGAACACCUUCUUGGUCAAAAGGUUCUCCGCAGCUACGUACUUGAUGGAGAAGGUUGGAAAGGCACCCAAGGACAGGCUGUGCCGAAGGGACGUGGGCAUGAGCGACACGGCGCUGACCUCCUUCCUCGGCUCCUGCCUGGAUCUCCUGCAGACGCUGAUGGAGGCAGACGUGAGCAGGGACGAGAUGCAGGCGCCCGUCCUGGACACCGAGGACGCUUGGCUCGCUGCCGAGGGCCCGGUCUCGAUCGUGGAGCUGGCGCUGGAGCAGAAGCACGUGCACUACCCGCUGGUGGAGCACCACUCCGUCCUCUGCUCCAUCCUGUACGCGGUGAUGAGGUUCUCUCUGAAGGCUGUGAAGCCACUGUCGCUCUUUGACAGCAAGGGGAAAAAUGCGUUUUUCAAAGACCUAACUUCAAUACAGUUACUGCCUAGUGGAGAAAUGGAUCCCAACUUCAUUUCUGUACGACAGCAGUUCCUGCUGAAGGUCGUCAGCGCGGCCGUCGAGUCUCAGCACGCAGGUGCGAAGGACAAAGGCACCUCGGAGGAGGCACCAGCCACUCCUUUUGGGAAAGACCAAGACUGGCCCGCCCUGGCCGUGGACUUGGCCCAGCACCUUCAAGUCAGUGAGGACGUCGUGAGAAGGCACCACGUGGAAGAACUCUACAACUACGGGGCCGACCACCUGGGCGAAGAGGCCAUCCUCCAGGUCCACGACAAGGAGGUCAUGGCCUCCCAGCUGCUCAUGGUGACGGGGCAGAGGCUGGCGCACGCGCUGCUCCGCACCCAGACCAGAGAGGGCAUGGAGCUGCUGGCCCGGCUGCCGCCCACGCUCUGCACGUGGCUGAAGGCGAUGGACCCCCAGGAUCUUCAGAACACAGAAGUGCCCAUCGCAACAACAGCCAGACUAGUCCACAAAGUCAUCGAGCUUCUGCCCGAAAACCACGGGCAGUACAGUUUAGCCUUACACCUCGUCGAGGCCGUGGAAGCCAUACCCUUCCCCCCCCUAGGGCCCCGCCUAUGACCCCGCCCCCCCGGGCCUGGCAUACCGGGCAGCGCGUGGUGGCCACACAGCGGCGGCUGGGCUUCAUGGAGGGGGAUGCCUUUCUGUUCCUUUUGUAAAAUGAAUU